CACGUGGUGUUGAGGAAGUUUCCUUGUUGACAGGCGUGUGACUGAGGCGCUUCGGUCGGUGUCACACAAGAAUGGUGUAUGGUGACAAUCAUGGCAUUUCUGAAGAUUAAGGAGCGAACUAAGGAAAGAUUUUCUCUCUUGUUAUUGGAUUUGGAAGAGUAUUAUUUUGAACAGCACACUGCAUACAAUGUGACAAGAAGCUCAGCCAAGAAGAGAAAAAUCCGAGGCUCCUUCAAGGUCUGUUCCAGAUCAGUUAUUUUUGACCCAGAAGAUUUUACAGAGCCAAUUUUAAAGAUUCCACUCCGAGACUGUAAGCAGAUUGAGUAUGUAGAAAAAGAGACCAACCCGUUUAAUGAACCCAAGCCAUCCUCCAUUUCAAUUCUAUGUGAACAGGUUAUUUACAUCAAAGAAAACUGCAUCAUUUCUCCUUACAGAAAUGAGAGAGGCAUGAAGACAGUGCACUUUGAGCUGGAAGUGUGGAAUAAAACAGAAGAUGUCGUUCAAACGUUGCAUCAACUCCAUAGAGCGUCCUGUCUGGAAAAGCUCGGUGACCAGACUGCCAUGAUCACAGCCAAUCUUCAGUCCCGGCUGGCAAGGACAUCCUUUGACAGAUUCUGCUUUCAGAGCGUCGCUGAGAAGCCUCACAUGGAAUGUGCGGUAGAGAUGGUCCUACCUCUUGUGUCCAAUCCCGGCCACGUCUGCAUUACGAAUGAGAAUCUCUACUUUCAGCCACUUAAUGGCUAUCCGGAACAGGUCAUUCAGAUCAAACUGCAUAAAGUCCGGAGGAUCUACAAAAGAAGACAUGGCCUCAGACCCUUGGGGCUCGAAGUGUUCUGUUCUGAGAACGACUUCUGCUCGGACAUCUAUCUCAAGUUUUACAAUACGGCAGACAGAGAUGAAAUUUAUUAUUUUAUCGCCACAUUCCUAGAGAACCACAUGACAGAGCACACAGCAGAGAGUUACAUGCUGCAGUGGCAGCGCGGCCACCUGAGUAACUACCAGUAUCUCCUCCACCUCAACAAUCUGGCUGACCGCAGCUGCAAUGACCUCUCCCAGUACCCUGUUUUCCCUUGGAUCCUCGCCGACUACACGAGUACACAACUGGAUAUGACAAAAGUGGACACAUUCAGGGACCUCAGCAAACCUGUUGGAGCAUUAAACAAAGAGCGACUGGACCAGCUGUUGUGUCGCUUCAGAGGCAUGCCCGAGCCUCGCUUCAUGUAUGGCAGCCAUUACUCGUCUCCCGGCUACGUCCUUUUCUACCUGGUCAGAGUCGCUCCAGAACACAUGUUGUGUUUGCAGAAUGGCCGGUUUGACCAUGCAGAUCGCAUGUUCAACAGCAUUGGCGAAACAUGGAAAAACUGCUUAGAGGGGGCGACAGACUUUAAAGAGUUAAUUCCAGAGUUCUAUGGGGAUGACUCCAGCUUCUUGGAAAACCAUCUGCGUCUCAAUCUGGGCCGACGCCAGAACGGCAGCUUUGUUAGCGAUGUCCAGCUCCCACCUUGGGCCUCAGAUACUCGGGAUUUCCUUCAGAAGCACAAGAUGGCGCUGGAGAGUCAGUAUGUAUCAGAGCACCUGCAUGAGUGGAUCGACUUAGUGUUUGGUUUCAAGCAGAGAGGCAACGAAGCGGUCGAAGCCCACAACGUCUUUCACCCUCUGACCUAUGAAGGCGGCAUUGACUGUGACAGUAUGAAGGACCCUGACCAGAGGGUGGCCAUGCUGAUACAAAUACUGGAGUUUGGUCAGACCCCUACGCAACUCUUCACCACACCCCAUCCUCAGAGGAUCAUGGCAAGAUCCCAGAACAUCACCCGGAGCCUCAGCCUCACAUCGCCUGUCAGCGAACUGACCCCAGGGUCUCUGAACGAGGACUCUUCCUUUGAGGACUUGACAGAGGAGAGUCGAAAGUUGGCGUGGUCAAACAUGAGCCGGCUGACACCGGCCUCCCGGCACAAGAUCCAUAAGGAGGCAGUGACAGCAAUCGCUGUAACGCGAGAUGGUGCUUCUGUUUUCAGCACAUCCCAAGACUCGACGCUUAAGAUGUUCUCCAAAGAGUUAAAAGACUUUCAAAGGAGCAUGUCUUUCUCCAAUAUGGCUUUAUCAUCAUGCCUGAUGCUGGCAGAUGGUCAAAUUGUGGUCUGUUCUUCGUGGGACAAUAAUGUUUACUUCUAUUCCAUCCCUUACGGGAGGCGACAGGACACGCUGAUGGGUCACGACGACGCCGUCAGUAAAGUGCUUUGGUCCAAUGACAAGCUUUACACGGCGUCUUGGGAUUCAACUGUCAAGGUGUGGCAGUGUGAUCCUGCUGUUUUGUGCAGUCAAAAGAGAUCACAAUUUGAGCUGCUGGCUGAAUUGGAACAUGAUGCAGGGGUCAAUGCUAUUGGAUUGAAUCCAUCGGGGACUCUGCUGGUAUCAGGAUGUAAAGAUGGGGCCGUUACCAUCUGGGACACAGACACAUACGGCACCCUUCAGCAACUCGACUGCCAUGCUGCCACUGUCCACUGUGUGUCGUUCAGUCCGGACAGUCGACACGUUCUCAGCAUUGGCGCCGACUCCUUCAUGAAGGUGACUGACGUUCAGACGGGAAUGGUGAUCUCCUCCGUGAAAUCGGAGGAGGAGCUCAGAUGUUUCUGCUGGGAUGGAAACUCGGUGCUGUGUGGGGGCCAGUCCGGUGACCUCCUGCUCUGGGACUUGAUGAGCAGCACUGUAACCUCCAAGAUCUCAGCACAUUCAGGUCCAGUCACAGCUAUGUGGAUGAACGAGCUGUGCGCCACAGUGAUCACAGGCGGAGAGGACAGAGAAGUCAUCUACUGGAAGCUCCACAGUUAGAGUGCAGAUUCUGCAGAAUAUGUAUUUUUUCUUU
This is a messenger RNA of Syngnathoides biaculeatus (alligator pipefish), 2863 nucleotides long. It is a transcript of the gene nsmaf, whose product is annotated as neutral sphingomyelinase (N-SMase) activation associated factor. Lineage: Eukaryota; Metazoa; Chordata; Actinopteri; Syngnathiformes; Syngnathidae. The transcript has 31 exons. Bases 79 to 2829 code for a protein of 916 amino acids. Gene Ontology annotation, molecular function: protein binding. The record is from RefSeq and is a predicted model, not a curated record.